This is a messenger RNA of Symbiodinium sp. CCMP2592, 957 nucleotides long. NCBI's taxonomy places the organism in Eukaryota, Dinophyceae, Suessiales, Symbiodiniaceae. The record is from the annotation of a GenBank genome assembly.
AUGUCCUGCCUUCCGCGGGAGACGCUGUCUCAUUUUGAGCAGCGAGAGCAGGAGAUUCUGGCACGCAACGAUGAAAUCGAGCGGAAGAGGGUCCAGGCGUUGGACCAGGCCUGCAACGCGAUCAGGGAAGCGGAGUCCUGCACUCUUCGGCCUACCCGUGCAGAGGUGUCGUCGGCAGCAACGGCCGAAGCUGCCACUGUUGAGCUGACCGGACGCGUCUGUGGAGAUCCCGAAGCUGCGCCGAUCCUAGCCGCGGCCCUUGGGGCAGCGUCUGAGCCCUUCAUCGGCGCUGUUGCAGAGGAGGCCUUGCAAACCACCAUCCGCGUGCAGAAUGCACGCAUCCUGGCCUUGCAGGAGGAGCAGCCCGAGCCUCCCCUUUCUCUCCUCGCAUAUCAGCCCAAGACGGCACAGAAAGCCCUGAAAGCUGUUGGUGGAAUGCGCCAGGGAGCCGCGAAGAGCCUCGGAGUUCGAAAGGGAGUUCUGAGUUCUGACGAUUUCAGCUUCCGAUUCCCCGGCCGCUCGACCCCGAACGGUGCGGCCAUCAAGCACGAGGGCAUCCUCCUUGACAUCCCCGAGACUGGGCGUGAGUGCCGUGUGGCCCUCCCAGAGGAGGGAUGGUGCUUGAAAGGAUUCGUCUCGGAAGGUGUCUGGACGAACUUCCUCCUGCCUGGAGACUGGGUUGGCUUUCUCGCUGUCCGACUGCGAGGCCGCAUGGUGAUGGCACAGCUCGUGGGCCUGCGGAUGGGGCUUGUGAGCCGGGCUUUCCGUGCCAUGGGUACGCCCUCGGACUACAGCUUCACCUACAGCUUCUACCUGCGCUGCUGCGGGCUCCACGCACAGCACGAGCAGCUGGCACGGGGCUCCUGGAGAAACUCUGGGGUCUUUCGGGCCUUCUUCUUAGGGAAGAAGGCCGGAAGAUGGAAGGGAGAUGAAAGGGAGUCUCAGGGGUCGUGCUGA